CAGCGGCCGAGCUCUGUGGCUUCAGGGCUUGGAAGGAGAGAGGGAGGGUGGCGAGGAGAGUGAGUCGGUGCCGCCGCCCGCCUGAGGAGAGAGGAGGGGUCCCGCUCGUCUUGCGCCCUUCGUGGGCCGAGAGCGCGGAGCAGUCGCGAAACUCCCAGGCCUCUCGGCCCCUGGGGACCCCGCCCCGCCGCCCGCCGGCCCGCGGCCUCUCUUCCCUUUGUGAGCGCCCCCUUCCCAGGGGUGCUGGUGGUGGCGGAGGGGUGCGCGUGGGCCCGCCCGCCGAGGGGCCGCGGCGGGGGACCGACUGGGCCUCGGCUGUGAGAACCCGAGGCGGCCGAGGCCCGGGCCGGUUCCCCCGAGGCGGCGGCGGCGGCGGCGGCUCCCGGCACUUCCCCGCGCCAUCUUAACUGAGCCCGAGCGUUAAGGGCGCCUCCUCGACCCCGGUUGUCCCCUCGUCGUCCCCCCCCCCCCGCCCCUUGUCGCAGAGCUUGGGCUGGGCGGCUGGGGGGGGGGGCGGCGGUCUGUCGCCGGGCCCCCUCCUCCUCCCUCCUCGCUCUCCAGCACCGCGGCCACCGGAGCGCUCCAGGGGUCUGCGCCUGCCUACUCCGCCCCAGAUCUGCCGGCGAAGGGUUUAUGUCAGCGUGGCUUCAUUCAUACAGAUGAACCAAGCAUUGGGAUAGCAGUAUAAAAUUAGAAUCAGACAGCUGACUGCUCAGCAGGAUGCCAUCAACUAACAGAGCAGGCAGUCUAAAGGACCCUGAAAUUGCAGAGCUCUUCUUCAAAGAAGAUCCGGAAAAGCUCUUCACAGAUCUAAGAGAAAUUGGCCAUGGGAGCUUUGGAGCAGUAUAUUUUGCUCGAGAUGUGCGUACUAAUGAAGUGGUGGCCAUCAAGAAAAUGUCUUAUAGUGGAAAGCAGUCUACUGAGAAAUGGCAGGAUAUUAUUAAGGAAGUCAAGUUUCUACAAAGAAUAAAACAUCCCAACAGUAUAGAAUAUAAAGGCUGCUAUUUACGGGAACACACCGCAUGGCUUGUAAUGGAAUAUUGUUUGGGAUCUGCUUCAGAUUUGCUAGAAGUUCAUAAAAAGCCACUACAAGAAGUGGAAAUAGCAGCAAUUACACAUGGUGCUCUCCAGGGAUUAGCUUAUUUACAUUCUCAUACCAUGAUCCAUAGAGAUAUCAAAGCAGGAAAUAUCCUUCUCACAGAACCAGGCCAGGUGAAACUUGCUGACUUUGGAUCUGCUUCCAUGGCCUCCCCUGCCAAUUCUUUUGUGGGAACGCCAUAUUGGAUGGCCCCAGAAGUAAUUUUAGCCAUGGAUGAAGGACAAUAUGAUGGUAAAGUUGAUGUAUGGUCUCUUGGAAUAACAUGUAUUGAAUUAGCGGAGAGGAAGCCUCCUUUAUUUAAUAUGAAUGCAAUGAGUGCCUUAUAUCACAUAGCCCAAAAUGAAUCCCCUACACUACAGUCUAAUGAAUGGUCUGAUUAUUUUCGCAACUUUGUAGAUUCUUGCCUCCAGAAAAUCCCUCAAGAUCGCCCUACAUCAGAGGAACUUUUAAAGCACAUGUUUGUUCUUCGAGAGCGCCCGGAAACAGUGUUAAUAGAUCUCAUUCAAAGGACAAAGGAUGCAGUAAGAGAGCUGGACAAUCUGCAGUAUCGAAAGAUGAAGAAACUUCUUUUCCAGGAGGCACAUAAUGGACCAGCGGUAGAAGCACAGGAAGAAGAGGAGGAGCAAGAUCAUGGUGUUGGCCGGACAGGAACAGUGAAUAGUGUUGGAAGUAAUCAGUCUAUUCCCAGUAUGUCUAUCAGUGCCAGCAGCCAAAGCAGCAGUGUUAACAGUCUUCCAGAUGCCUCGGAUGACAAGAGUGAGCUUGACAUGAUGGAGGGAGACCAUACAGUGAUGUCUAAUAGUUCUGUCAUCCACUUAAAACCUGAGGAGGAAAAUUAUAGAGAAGAAGGAGAUCCUAGAACAAGAGCAUCAGAUCCACAGUCUCCACCUCAAGUGUCCCGUCACAAAUCACAUUAUCGUAAUAGAGAACACUUUGCAACCAUACGAACGGCAUCACUGGUUACAAGACAGAUGCAAGAGCACGAACAGGACUCUGAACUUAGAGAACAGAUGUCUGGUUAUAAGAGGAUGAGGCGGCAGCAUCAAAAGCAGCUGAUGACUCUGGAAAAUAAACUAAAGGCAGAGAUGGAUGAACAUCGUCUCAGAUUAGACAAAGACCUUGAAACUCAGCGUAACAAUUUUGCUGCAGAAAUGGAGAAACUUAUCAAGAAACACCAAGCUGCUAUGGAAAAAGAGGCUAAAGUGAUGGCCAAUGAGGAGAAAAAAUUCCAGCAACACAUUCAAGCUCAACAGAAGAAAGAACUGAAUAGCUUUUUGGAGUCCCAAAAAAGAGAAUAUAAACUUCGAAAAGAGCAGCUUAAGGAGGAGCUGAAUGAAAACCAGAGCACACCUAAAAAAGAAAAGCAGGAGUGGCUUUCAAAGCAGAAGGAGAAUAUACAACAUUUCCAGGCAGAAGAAGAAGCUAACCUUCUACGACGUCAAAGGCAGUAUCUGGAGCUAGAAUGUCGCCGCUUCAAGAGAAGAAUGUUACUUGGUCGACAUAACUUGGAACAGGACCUCGUCAGGGAGGAGUUAAACAAAAGGCAGACUCAGAAGGACUUGGAACAUGCUAUGCUGCUACGACAGCAUGAAUCCAUGCAAGAACUGGAGUUUCGCCACCUCAACACUAUUCAAAAGAUGCGCUGUGAGUUGAUCAGACUGCAACAUCAAACUGAGCUCACUAACCAGCUGGAAUAUAAUAAGCGAAGGGAACGGGAACUAAGGCGAAAACAUGUUAUGGAAGUUCGACAACAGCCUAAGAGUUUGAAGUCUAAAGAACUCCAGAUAAAAAAGCAGUUUCAGGAUACAUGCAAAAUUCAAACCAGACAGUACAAAGCAUUAAGAAACCACUUACUGGAGACUACACCAAAGAGUGAGCACAAAGCUGUUCUGAAAAGACUCAAGGAGGAACAGACUCGGAAGUUAGCCAUCUUGGCUGAGCAGUAUGAUCAUAGCAUUAAUGAAAUGCUCUCCACACAAGCUCUGCGUUUGGAUGAAGCACAGGAAGCAGAAUGCCAGGUUUUGAAGAUGCAGCUGCAGCAGGAACUGGAGCUAUUGAAUGCAUAUCAGAGCAAAAUUAAGAUGCAGGCUGAGGCCCAACAUGAUCGAGAGCUUCGAGAGCUGGAACAGAGGGUCUCCCUUCGCAGGGCACUCUUAGAACAAAAGAUUGAAGAAGAGAUGUUGGCUUUGCAGAAUGAACGCACAGAACGAAUACGUAGCCUGCUUGAGCGUCAAGCCAGAGAAAUUGAAGCUUUUGACUCUGAAAGCAUGAGACUAGGUUUUAGUAACAUGGUCCUUUCUAAUCUCUCCCCUGAGGCAUUCAGCCACAGCUACCCAGGAGCUUCUAGUUGGUCUCACAAUCCUACUGGGGGGCCUGGACCUCACUGGGGUCAUCCCAUGGGUGGCACACCACAAGCUUGGGGCCAUCCAAUGCAAGGUGGACCCCAGCCAUGGGGUCAUCCCUCAGGGCCAAUGCAAGGGGUCCCUCGAGGUAGCAGUAUGGGAGUCCGCAAUAGCCCCCAGGCUCUGAGGCGGACAGCUUCUGGGGGACGGACAGAACAGGGCAUGAGCAGAAGCACGAGUGUCACUUCUCAAAUAUCCAAUGGGUCACACAUGUCUUACACAUAAUAAUUGAAAGUGGCAAUUCCGUUGGAGCUGUCUGCCAAAAGAAACUGCCUACAGACAUCAUCACAGCAGCCUCCUCACUUGGGUACUACCAUGUGGAAGCUGAGUGCAAAUGGUAUAUUUUAUUCGUUUUUGUAAAGCGUUAUGUUUUGUGUUUACUAAUUGGGAUCUCAUAGUAUUUGGCUGCCGGGUAUUUGUGGUUGGCUUUUUGUUUCCUUGUUUUUAACUUUUGGAAAAUUUUAAAACUGGGAGUAGAUAAAUAUUUCAUGUGUGUGGCAAAAAAGAAAUUGGCUUAAUAGAAGGGGUUUUAUCAGAACAAUAUAAAAAUAAAAUGAAGCAUACUGCCCUGAAUCAUUGCUUUAGGAUGUCCAUAGCCUAAGAAGUUUAUUGAAAGAUCUAAAGCCUUCCUCCAUAUUUCAAAUUCUGUGAGUCACUGACAGCAGGCAGUGUCUGUGCUGAAACAUGUUCUUACUGAAACACACCUCCACACCUUACCAGUGUGUUUCCUUUCUUUAUGAAAUUGGUCUGACUUAUCAACCUCAUUUGGACUAAAACAGAAAACCAUGAACAUUAAAAGAUUGUAUUUACCUUUUCAGGUGGUAGAAGAUCAUUUAGUUUUUUGCUAAGUGCAUCAAAAGUUUGUCCCUGAUUUUGUAGGUUGUAUUGUUGUUAAGAUGACAUUGCUUAAGGAGAUCGUAAGCUGUGUGGGGAUUGCACUAACAAGCUUGUCAGCAGCUAUCAGAGGAAAAAAAAACAGAGGGUUGGGACCCUGAAAGUUCCUGUGAUGCAUGUGUUCAGCAUGGAAUGAGGAGAUAAAGCCUAUCAUGAUAUUUUGUUUCCUUUUUUUUUUUUUUUUUUUUUUUUUUUUGAUUUUUCAAGACAGGGUUUCUCCGUAGCUUUUGGUUCCUGUCCUGGAACUAGCUCUUGUAGACCAGGCUGGCCUCGAACUCACAGAGAUCCGCCUGCCUCUGCCUCCCCAGUGCUGGGAUUAAAGGCGUGUGCCACCACCGUCCAGCGAUAUUUUGUUUCUUGAAGAGUGAUAGCUCAUGCUACCCAAACUAUAAGACACCAAAAAGUACCUUUGCUUUGUUUAUACAAAAUCAAAGACAGCCAACACAAAGCAAAUGCCAGAGUUAUUUGAAUGAUGCCAUAUUUGUUUACUGCCAUCUAUUAGAAUACUCAUCACACUACAUAGACAUAAUUUUAUUUAUCUCCCUUUUGGCUUAUGGGAUUUCCUGUUUACAAGUAGCAAUAGUCAAUUAUUUAAAUAUUUAGUUGCCACUAGGAAUCACUGAGCCAAUGACCACCAGCUGCUGACUAAUCUUCACACUGUAGAUGUUGCUUCAUCUGCAAGUUCUCUAUGUUUAAUUGCUGUUUUUGUUGCUGCAGUACCUUACAAACUUUUAGUUCAUUGAGACUUAGUAACCAUCUUUGUUCAUGUUACUUUCCCACAAUAGUAAAGUUCCUUUCAGAAGUCUCUAGCUUAGUGCUAAAAUACUACUGAGGAAGAAACUAGGUAGUUUGAAGAGUGAAAGAAAACAACAAAAAUUAAAAGUAAGUUAUAGUGAUCAGGGACCUCUAACCUGGGAGUGUGUUCUAUGUUUUCUUCAAUGAAGGAUUAACCCAGUGUUCUAAGUCAGUGCUAGUUAGUAUCCUCCAGUUGCUUGUGCAGAGCUUGAGGUGGAGCUAGGCGAGGGGCAGUGCCAUUUUUAGUGACAGACCAGAGUUUCUUACAAGUUAUUGUCCUGCUCCCUCUUCAGUUGUCUUGAAGAGCUCUUGCUGCUAACUCUGGGUCCUACUUUUCCUGUAAUUAGAAGGCAAGAACACACUUAAGCAUACUUAGAACAAACUAGCGACCAAAUUGUCAUCUGCCACUAUUGAAGUUCUUGUUUUUCUUAACAACAGAUUAAAUCUUAUCCAGGUAUGUCAUUCCAGUCUCUAUGACUUGCUCCCUUAAGGAAUUUCUGACUUUGGGUUGAGGGUUUCUGACACUAAUUAGAAGAGAAAUUAGAUGAGGGUGUGGUGGCAUAUACUUACAAUUCCAGCAAUUGGGAGGUAGGAGUCUGGGGUUCAAGGCUGCCUUCAGCUGUCUCACAGAGGGAAGAAAGGAAGAUGCGAUUAUAUAGAUCCUUUGAAAACCAAUAUAAGGUUGGUGGCAGAGUUCACACACACUCUAGUCAGGGUUUUAAACAUGAUCUACAUCAGUUUUUAGGUAAACAUAGUUAAUGAAAGGGGCUUUUUAAGUUUUUUUUUUCUUCCUGCAUUCAAAAUUCUAUUCAAGAGUUUCAAACAAAUUUGAGAGUUCUAUAUAUUUGAAGGAAAUAAGGGAAAGCUUUAAAUUUAAUAGGAUGUUCAAAACUAUAAAAGAAGACCAUCUUUAUAAGAUGAUCUUAUAAAACCAUUAAACACCAUGCUUCUGCAUCUGGCCCUAUCUACUUCUGGAGGGUUAGAAUGGGAAAGUAAAUCAGAUGUGAAUAGAAAAUUCCUUCAGACUCCAAACUAUUACUAGAGAUACAUUUUAUAGUCUAGCUGUGAGUUUCACUUGGUCAGAUUUGAGUUGCUGAGUCCAUUUUGAUCAUAAUGUACUCAUACUAGUGUGACUGAGUAAUGACUAUGUGUUGUGUCCAAAAGAGAUUUCUGCCUGAUCCAAUUGUGUGGCACCAGUUUUCCCAUAUAGGUCAUGAUUAUACCAUCAGUUUAGUUAAAAUACAUGUUGUUUGCAAAAUGAUUAGUGUUAAUAGGUUGUGUGUAAGCUAUAAAUAACUUCUGAGUAAUUGUGUACAUGGCAGAAACCGUGACAGUAAAACCUGGUAGCAGGGAAAUUUGAAAGGGUUUAAAAUACCCUGAAAUACUUUCUGGGAAAAAAAAAUGUGGAAAUGUCAAAGUUUGACCAGUUUAACACUACCUCCUCCCCAUUAUCAUAUGUGUGUUUAAGAAAGUGAAGUGUGGAGAACAUGUGCAGCACACCAGAAGUUAUGAUCUACAUCUGGUAUCCAGAGCCUAGUGGGGAAACGUUUCUUGUUCUCCCUUUUUGGGGUCAGCAUUUUAAACAUACAUAGCUUCAUAUCUUAAGACAUUUUAUUCCUAAUUAAAUUCCCCGCCCUUUGCACAUAAGUUUUCCUUUAAACUUAGCUCUAACCCUAAGUUGUGAUGUCAGAAAGUGUUUGCACUGUGUAAACAACGUUAGCUGAAAGCGAGUUUAUUUCAUUAGAGCUCCUAUUUUCUGUAUGUUUCUUUAACCAGAGUUGAACAGUCCUGAACAUGGAAUCACACCCACAGGUGAACACACUCAGUCUCAAGUCAAGGCCUUGCUAGUAAAUGGAACUUUGUAAUAGUUAUUAUGAUUUUUUGACUGCCUGGACAUCAAGUAAACAACAUUCAGAACACUAAAGAAAAUGUCCUAGAGAUUCCAUCCUGCUACUAACAAUUUUUUUGUGUACAUCCUUUUUUUGUUUUUCAGAACUUAAGGCAGAAUUCAGAAAUUUUGUGCUUCUGUAAAUGUCUAGCAUUUUAAGCAUAUAUAGACUACAUUGUUUUGGACACUGGAAUAAUAUGAUUUAUUUUCACCUAUAAAAAUGACUUCAUUGUACUUGAACACCUUUGCAUUUCUCCAUUUGUGCCAUUUACAAGUGGAAAUAAAUUGUAUUAUACCAUGAUCUACUGGCUUUUUAAAACUGUUACAUAUGCACAUUUUUGGUAUAGCUAUUUUCAUUUGUAUGUGUAUAUUGUUAUGUAUAUAUAUAUAUAUAUGAGUGUCUAUGUGUGUAUAGAUGGAUGGAUAAACUCAUUCUAUACAUGUCUGCCAGGGCUCAGUUUUGAGUUUUGUUGUUUUCUUUUUUAUCUUCUGUUAGAGUACUCUGAGCUGAUAUUUAUGAGAAGGUGAUUAAUAGAUUCAGUCGUUUUCUUUUUAAUCCCUUAGCACUUGUAUGAGUGAAGAGAAAGUUAAGUAAAAUGAAACCAUAAAUUUCAGGGUAGUAAAAACAUGAUAGGGAAGGAGCCAGUUGGUGUUUUUUUGAGUUUGUUUUACAAUGCAAUAAAAGAUAAAAGCAGGAGAAAAGUGAACUGUGCAAAGAACACUGGUGGUGAUUUAAAAGCCAGUGAUCCAUUCUUUGUUGAUGCCAUGAUCCUCCACUCUUAAUACUGAUAGUUCUGGAUUUUGCUGAGGAUCAAAACUGCCAAGAAAGAAACUACUACUAAAACAUAUCUAAGGUUCUCCUAAACUGUAAAAUCACAGGAGAUGGUUACUGGGAGAGAAGGCAUGAUACUGGUUUGAAGGGCUGUCUCUUUUUAACUUACUCUUCUUGCCUGCUAAUAGUAAGUUCCUUAUGCACCUUCGACCCCUUCUGAGCCACUACUAUUCAAGCAGAUAUUUGGUCCAACGCAAUAUCCCUUUCCUAGUUUUACUUCUUUUCUUUUGAGACAGGGUCUUGCUUUCUGGUCUGGUAACUGAUGUUUACCCAAGACUGGCCUCAAAUUUCUAGCACUCCUAUCCCAGCCUCCCAAGUAAUGGGAUUACAGGUGUGAACCACCAUGCUCAGCCACAGCAACCCUUUCCUUCGGAGGUUUUAUAGUUCUGCAUUCAACUCAUGUUCAGAAUGUGAAGUGUCCUAAUGUGUAUUAACUUCAGAAAAAUAAUAUAUUUAAGCUGUCCUAAGUGUGAAUCUGCUAUAAUGAGAAAUUCUCACUUCUUACAUAGAGCCUUCUCUAAGGAGCAAAGUCAAAAUGUGGGCUGUCAUCGCUGAGCUGCUUCUCAAAUUACAGAUCAUUAUUGAAGAUAAAUACAUUGUUUUGUUUCCCCCUCUUUAACAGAAGUCUCCCUUCCCUGUUUAGCAUCGCCUUUUAAAAGGCGCUCACCCUUAGUUAAGAACUGGAAAUUCCCACCCUCGGAUUCCUUAAAGGAUGAAGAGUGUGCUGUACACUCAGCAUACGUGCCUCUUGUAUGCAAGGACUACUGAUUGACGUCUGUUUUGCUGUGUCUGGUUAUGUUGUCUGCACUUUUAUGAAAUCACUACAGUAGAUCUACAUUGGAAAUAACUAUUGAUUUGUAAAGAAAUUUUUAUUAAACACUGCAGAAAAAGAAAGUAAAGCGGAGAACUCUUCCUUUUUGUGCAUUUAUAUUUUCUGCUGAACUCUGAUAGCCCAUUUUAAAGUUGUAUUGACUUGUUGAUUUUCCUCUUUGAUUAUAUUCAGACUUCCAAAGUUUUAUUCAAACAAGUGCUGGCCUUCAGAUUAUAAAUGUAUGAAAUAUGCACCGUAUCUGCCUAUUGCAGACUUUUGAAACUUGCACUGCCCAUUCAUGCAAAAAUAAGUAUCUUAAGAAACAGAAAACACAAACUGGGGAGCCAUGUACUGUGUCACCAUAUCUGUUAACAGUUUCCAGCAAUCCAAACUGUGUGUGUGUGUGUGUGUGUGUAUGUGUGAUAUUGGUGUGUGAGUGUGAUUUUACUUUGCUUUGCUUUCCUUUUAAAUAUACAAGGGGUUUUUCUUCAGAGGAAAAAGUUAUCCUCUCCAGUUGAUGCCCACUGGAUAUAAUAAUCUUUACAUCUGUAGGUAGUUGGAAAUAUGGAGAGAAGAGAAGGUAAGACUUCUCAAUGAAUGAAAAAGGGUAUCUUGAUGCUCAAGAAUCCCCCCUCCCCUAAAAGUACGGGUAAUUCAACCUGCACAGUUUCCUUUCACUUGUAGUUUAACAAUUAUGAGUGAAAAAUCAUGUAAUUAUCUGUAAAUAUGUAGCUAACAAAUUGACCUAGUUUCUGUAUUUUUUCGGUUUUGUACUAAAGUUUAUAGGUCUGUGCCAGCUAGAGAGGAGUUGCUGUCAUUGCUAGUUGUGGUUCUAGCAUUUAACCCUGAAACCAUCCUAGGUGACAUUUUUAGAAUUAAUGCUUAAAUGUUGUUAAACAGGGAGAAAUGGAGCUUAAUCAUUGGUCAGGUUUGAAAUCUUUUGAAACUAAGUAAUUUUAUUUAAUAUGAUUACAUGUUGUCAGUCAUGAGUGAGGUGUAGGGAGUGUCCCUCCCCCAGUGGCCAUGUUUACAGAGUGUUUGUCUAUAAAGUGCAAGUGUGUUAAUGUUAUGUAAAUUAUACAGGUGAUAACUAUGGUUUGGGACUGUUUAUGGGCUCUUUUAACUGAAUUUUAAAAUGAAAUGAACUAUGCUUAUUGCUGGCACAUCGAUCCCAUUUCUGGAACAUUUUUCCUACGUCCAGAAUUCCGUAUGUUCCUUGACAUUAUCCCCACUUAAUCUUCCUUCCUCUGAUAUGCCUUGUAGCUAAGAUAUUAAAGACUGUUGAACAUAGAUGAGGGAAAUGUGUUUCUUAAAAAAUCCAUGAACCCUCAAUUGUAUGCUUUCAGUAUUGUGUUAUAUGUUUCUAUGGCAACUUUGAAGUCAGUGGUUUAGAAAUGAGAUACCAAUGUUAAUGAAAAAGUAUGUACUCUUUGCUUUUGCAUGGCUUGGCUUAGUAUCCAAGGUAUAUUAGAGCCACUUGAAAGCAUGAAGACCAGUUAUGGAAACAGGUUUCUCUUAGUGGCACAUUUUGCUUUUUCUUAGCCCUCAAAUACAUUGUCUCGGCAUGAACAUUGUUAAUAUAAAUUGCACAUGAUCAUCAAGCGAAUUCUGUAAUUUUGAAAGAUGCAGCUGCCUGAUGUCUGCAGUUUGGUUGGUCUCUAUCCCAAAUAACAGUGUGGGUAUGGGAGCCCUUCUUGCCCCUUUUGGGUCUUAAACAGGUAUAUCAAUUUAUCAAGGUGUUGGCUGCCCCUGGGGUAUUGCCAUGCUGUUGUCUUUGCUGCCCAUUCAUUCCACAUGUGCUGUUGUCCUUCCUUGCAUGUCAUACUCUCAGAGAAACCAUCAUUCUUUCUUCCUAGCAAUUUUAUUUUGCUUUUAUUCCACAUUAAAUGGGAAUUGUGCCUAUUUAGAUUGCCCCUCUAGUUAAAUACACCUGUAACCCAAGCCAGAGACAAGGUGGUGAAACAGUUUUUUCAAGUCCACUUGGCCAGUAAUUUACCUAGCAAACUUACCACAUUAUCUUGACACUUGAUAGAAGAGCCUAUUAGGAGUCACGUGGUUUCAUAGAGUAAAGUUCAAGUGAAGAGGGAUGUGUGGGAAAAUAAUUUUGUUAUUUUACUUUUUAUGACCCUCUGCUAGUUUAGAAUAGGUUUUCUCUCUUUUUUUAAAAAAAAUUUUUUUUAGGGAAAUUUUUACAAAAGCAAUGGUCUGAUGUAAAUAACCUUUUAAAGUACAGUGCACAUAACUUCCCUAGGCUGUUCCAACCUGACUUUGUAAAUGCUUUAGAGUUUUUAAAUUAACACUUGUGUUGCUAAAUCCUAUUUAUGUAAGUCUGAAAAGGUUUUUAUCCCAUGUAAAACAUUUAAAUAAUGCAGGUUAUAAUGAGCAAGUUAGCUUUGAGAACCCCUCCUUUUAGUAUAUGAAAAAGCCUAAUGCGCAUUAAUAAGGUUGGAGAGACUAUGAGAAAUAUGUAUAGUGUAUAUUUUAAACAGCUUUGCUUGUAUUGUGAAGAUUUAAGAACAAACUUGAGAUUUUUAAAGUUAACUAUUAACACAGUUUUAACGUAAGUUAUCCCACUGGGUUUAAAAGCAUCUUGAAUGUAUAACCCUUCUAUAACCCAGGUUGGUUUCUGCUUUUACCGAAUCAUCUAAACGUUAUUUAUAUUUUUAGUUUUAUCUACUCAUUUCUUUUCAUUUUCCUCAAACAGCAUGGUUUUUUUGCACAUGUAGAAAUUUUUAAAAAGAAGGAAAUUAAUACAUGAUUUUUUUCUGAAUUUUCUUCACUUCAGUCUUUCUACUAACCUCUUAAAGGCCAUGGCAUUCCAUUUGCUUUAUUUGUGCAAAUGCCAGGGUUGGUUUUUAUUUUAUUUUUGCUAUUUACCUUUAAAAAAAAAAAGACAAUGCUUCAAUCAAUUGCUUUUUUUUAUUUAAAAUUUAAAAAAAGAAAGAAAAAAAAGCUGUAACCUUAUCAUUUCUGAGUAGACCAUUGAGAGAGAAGUGCACACCUGUCGUCCCAGGACCAGCUUUGGUGACUAAAGGGAAUAUUUUAACUAAGCGAGAUGUUCUGUACAAAAUGUGGAAUGUGCUAUCCACAGUCUAUUUCAGUUAUUCCCACAAGUCAGGUCCUGAUAAAUGAGGGUUAUCAGCUAACUGAUAAGAUAUCAUUGAGGUUCGUCAAUGAAUUUGUACAUUUCUAGUUCCCUUUGGUGAAGGGGAAAGUGAUUUUGCAAGACCUAGAUUUUGGCUUGGUUUCUUGCCUCCUUUUUUGGCAGCCUUCAUCUUUUCCUAAAGCCCUUGAGCCUGUAGGGUUUUCAUAGUGGACAAAGGACUUAUGGUUGUUUAAAACUGGGAUAGAUUUUGGGGGAAGAGAUUAUCAUAUUGAACAUACAGUAUCCUAACACUUUUAACAGUGGAUAAUUUUGAGUAAGCCCAGUCCUUUCCAAUUUUAGACUAAACAGAUGCCCACAGUGGAGGCUUACAAGGGUUGCGAUGAGGAAGAAGCCUCUCCCUCUCUGUCCACACCAGCUGGUAAAGGUGACCGCAGGUGUGCAUUUCCUUUUGGUAGAAAUGGUCCACAGCACUAACUGGUAAGGCUAUUGUACAGUAUACUGUCAGUAUUCUCUGGUUCAGCAUACCUUAUAGUUCGUAUAUAACCUGUAUUAAUUGUAUAGAUUGUGCAUUUAAAGCUGUUACCAAGUUGUCAGAACCUUAAGAACGAAAACAGGUCAUAUGUAAUAUUUUGUUUGUAAGUAUCCUUUGUAUCAUAGCAAAGGAAAUGUUUAAAAGAUCAACUGUAAUAAAAGUAAUUUUAGUA
Molecule: messenger RNA, 12531 nt
Organism: Chionomys nivalis (European snow vole)
Lineage: Eukaryota; Metazoa; Chordata; Mammalia; Rodentia; Cricetidae
Gene: Taok1
Product: TAO kinase 1
Exons: 20
Coding region: 721-3726 (1001 amino acids)
Biological process (GO): protein phosphorylation; execution phase of apoptosis
Molecular function (GO): protein kinase activity; ATP binding
Source: RefSeq, a predicted model, not a curated record